Messenger RNA from Haplochromis burtoni (Burton's mouthbrooder), 5509 nucleotides. RefSeq names its product potassium sodium-activated channel subfamily T member 1a (gene kcnt1a). The transcript is spliced from 32 exons. Gene Ontology annotation, biological process: potassium ion transport. The record is from RefSeq and is a predicted model, not a curated record. Lineage: Eukaryota; Metazoa; Chordata; Actinopteri; Cichliformes; Cichlidae. The coding region runs from base 261 to 4073 and encodes 1270 amino acids. Gene Ontology annotation, cellular component: membrane. Gene Ontology annotation, molecular function: intracellular sodium-activated potassium channel activity.
UUGGGUGAUAAUUCGACAGUUAUGUCAUGAGGUGUACCCGCACCUCAAUAAGCAGAGCUGUGAUGUUCGCUGCUGCUGCAGACCUGUCCUCUCUGCGUCCCACAGUGUUUCCCACUCUACACGCUGACAGCCAAAUGAUUUCACUCAGCGUGUCCGUUUGAAGAGUUCAUCGGGCGGUUGUCACAUCGCUGGCAGCCUCUGUCUGUGCGUAGGCUGACACAAACUCACCUUCGAAAUGCACCUGGAUAGAUCACCCUCCGAUGCAAUUAAUCCAGGAAGACGACUUCGCCAAGGGAGACUCAACGCCGACCACCGCAGCACUCCAGUCCGACGGCAGCGCCGGAUCUCCGGCCAAAAUGUGCAGUGAAUGUUACGUGAAUCAGUCAUUUGUGAACGAUGACGGGAGCGUGAACGACCACAAGCCACGCUCAUCCCCAGCCCCACUCCAGACCAAAAACAGCAGCCGCAGUACUGGGGUUAUCUUAGACAUCUCUACUCUCAAGAUGGAGCAGCUAGAGAGCGAGGUGCCUCCUCUGCCGCCCCGUUUCCGCUUCAGAGACCUUCUUCUUGGGGACCAAAGCUUCCCGAAUGAUGACAGGGUGCAGGUAGAGUUUUAUGUGAACGAAAACACUUUCAAGGAGCGCCUGAAGCUUUUCUUCAUCAAAAACCAAAGAUCAAGCCUCAGGAUUCGUGUGUUCAACUUUUCCCUGAAGCUGCUCACCUGUCUGCUGUACAUCAUCAGAGUGAUGACAGACAACCCCGCUCAGAGCGCAGGCGCCAGCCACAGCGCUGCACAGCAAAACGCUCCCAGUGGCAACAACAAAUGUGUCGACUGUCAGUGGAACGGUUCAGUGCAGGACAGAGAAAUUAACUGGGAGUUGAUCUUCUGGGUGGAUAGGAAGCUUCCUGUCUGGGCCAUUCAAGUGAUUGUGGCCAUCAUUAGUUUCCUGGAGACUAUGUUACUAAUGUAUCUGAGUUACAAGGGGAACAUUUGGGAGCAGAUAUUCCAGGUGUCCUUUCUUCUAGAGAUGAUCAACACAGUUCCCUUCAUCAUUACGAUUUUCUGGCCCUCGAUAAGGAACAUUUUCAUUCCUGUGUUUCUCAACUGCUGGUUGGCCAAAUGUGCUUUGGAGAAUAUGAUCAACGAUGUCCAUCGAGCGAUCCAGAGGACCAACUCGGCCAUGUUUAACCAGGUCCUCAUUCUGAUCUGCACCCUGCUCUGCCUCGUCUUCACUGGCACGUGUGGGAUUCAGCACCUGGAACGAGCAGGCAAAAACCUCUCCCUCUUCACUUCGUUCUACUUCUGCAUUGUCACCUUCUCCACUGUGGGCUUCGGAGAUGUGACUCCCCGCAUAUGGCCUUCCCAGUUACUGGUAGUCAUCAUGAUCUGCGUGGCCCUGGUGGUGCUGCCUCUUCAGUUUGAAGAGCUGAUCUACCUGUGGAUGGAGAGACAGAAGUCUGGGGGGAAUUACAGCCGCCACAGAGCACAAACAGAGAAACAUGUUGUGCUGUGUGUCAGCGCACUCAAAAUAGACCUGCUCAUGGACUUUCUCAAUGAAUUCUACGCUCAUCCACGACUGCAGGAUUACUAUGUGGUGAUCCUGUGCCCAACUGAAAUGGACCUCCAGGUGCGAAGGGUGCUGCAGAUCCCUCUGUGGUCUCAAAGAGUCAUCUAUCUGCAAGGGUCUGUCCUCAAAGAUCAGGAUCUGCUUAGAGCCAAAAUGGAUGAUGCAGAGGCUUGUUUCAUAUUGAGCAGCCGUAACGAGGUGGAUCGCAUGGCUGCAGACCAUCAGACCAUCCUGAGAGCUUGGGCAGUGAAAGACUUUGCUCCAAAUUGUCCCCUAUAUGUCCAGAUACUCAAACCUGAAAAUAAGUUCCAUGUUAAAUUUGCAGAUCAUGUUGUUUGCGAGGAAGAGUUCAAGUACGCCAUGCUGGCUCUCAACUGUGUUUGCCCUGCCACCUCCACUUUGGUCACACUCCUUGUACACACUUCCCGUGGACGAGAAGGACAGCAAUCCCCGGAGCAAUGGCAGAGGAUGUAUGGAUGUUGCUCCGGCAACGAGGUCUACCACAUCAAAGUGUGUGACAGCAAGUUCUUUGGAGAGUACAAUGGCAAAAGCUUCACAUAUGCCUCCUUUCAUGCUCACAAGAAGUAUGGUGUUUGUCUGAUUGGUAUAAAGAGGGAAGACAACAAGAGCAUCCUGUUAAACCCUGGGCCACGCCACAUCAUGGCUUCUACAGACACAUGCUACUACAUCAACAUCACCAAGGAGGAAAACUCAGCCUUCAUCUUCAACCAGGAGGAGAAGAAGGGUGGUCCUGCUGGGGGACUCUUUGAUGGGCCUUCACAGCUUCCUGUCCACAGCAUCAUUGCCAGCAUGGGUACGGUUGCCAUGGAUCUUCAGAAUACAACCCCUCCUGACGCCCCAGUAGGUAAACUGGUCCCACCUACAGUAAAUGGAACUGGAAGUCGUAGGCCGAGCAUUGCUCCGGUUCAGGAAUUAGCAGACUCUGCCUCAAUCUUGCCAUGUGACCUGCUAAGUGACCAAUCAGAAGAUGACUCGGUCUUCACAGAUGAAAAAGGCCACUCAUCUACAGAGUAUGUGAAAGGUUAUCCCCCUAACUCUCCGUACAUUGGGAGCUCGCCCACCCUUUGCCAUCUGUUGGCUGAAAAAGCCCCGUUUUGCUGCCUACGUCUGGACCAGGGGUGCAGGCACAACAGCUUUGAGGAUGCCAAAGCGUAUGGGUUUAAAAACAAGCUCAUAAUCGUUUCAGCCGAAACAGCAGGGAACGGUCUCUAUAACUUCAUAGUGCCUCUCAGAGCCUAUUACAGACCCAGGAAAGAACUCAACCCUAUUGUCUUGCUGUUGGAUAACCCGCCUGAUAAUCACUUCUUGGAGGCCAUCUGCUGUUUCCCAAUGGUCUACUACAUGGCUGGAUCCAUAGACAAUCUGGACAGCCUGCUCCAGUGUGGGAUCAUCUACGCCGAUAACCUGGUCGUUGUGGAUAAAGAGAGCACCAUGAGCGCCGAGGAAGAUUACAUGGCUGAUGCCAAAACUAUUGUCAAUGUGCAGACAAUGUUCAGGUUGUUUCCCAGUCUCAGUAUAAUCACAGAGCUUACUCACCCAUCCAACAUGAGAUUCAUGCAGUUCAGAGCGAAGGACUGCUACUCAUACUCUCUCUCUAAGUUGGAAAAGAAGGAGCGUGACAAAGGCUCCAACUUGGCCUUCAUGUUUCGCCUACCCUUCGCUGCAGGCAGAGUCUUCAGUAUCAGCAUGCUGGACACCCUGCUCUACCAGUCUUUUGUGAAGGACUACAUGAUCCUUAUUGCAAGACUGCUGCUGGGGCUGGAUACCACCCCAGGAUCAGGAUACCUGUGUGCUAUGAAAGUAAAAGAGGAGGAUCUGUGGAUUGGCACUUACGGGAGACUGUUCCAGAAGCUCUGCUCCUCUAGUGCUGAAAUUCCUAUUGGGAUCUAUCGAACUGAGUCACACAUUUUCUGCACUUCUGAGUCGCAGGUGUCAGUCAGCGUUGAUGACUGCGAGGACACAAAGGAUAAGGGGGACGAGUCUCGCAACAACGACCCAUCCGAUCACCCCCUGCUGAGGAAGAAGAGCAUGCAGUGGGCUCGGCGUCUGAGUAAGAAAAGUGUGCGGUGGCAGGGGGCGAGCCGGGAUUCGAGCAAAGAAAACGCCCAGCGCAUUGCCCAGCAGCGCCUCAACCUCUACAGGCGCUCUGAGAGGGAAGAGCUGUCAGAACUGGUCCGCAACCGCAUGAGGCACCUGGGCCUCCCCACAUCUGGAUAUGAUGACCUGACAAAUCUGACAGCCAGUGACGUCAUGAACAGAGUUAAUCUGGGUUACCUACAAGAUGAACAGAACGAUCACCAAAAUACUCUCUCCUAUGUCCUUAUUAACCCAUCUCCUGACACUAGGCUGGAGCUCAAUGAUGUUGUCUACUUGAUUCGUUCGGACCCUCUGGCUCACGUCCCCGAAGAGCCUCCUGUCCACAGCAGCAGCCUGAAAGAGAGACACGAGUCCAGCAUGGACACCAGAGAGGACACCCAGCUCUGAUACCCUGCCAACCUUUAUUGCUACACUCAUUAACCCAGCUUCAGCUUCUGUGGGGGUCUCGCUGCAUCCAUGCGGGUCCAGUCUGAAAGAGGACAAUUUGUGCUACAAAGUUUCAGCACCUGCAGUCUGCCACUGUAUUAUACGAGUGCCUAAUGUUUGUCAGGUGACAGCUGAUGUCAUCAGUGACAUUUUCAUCCUCUUGCCACAAACUCUGUAAAAAUAGUGUGUUGAUAUUUGUGAGAGCUCUUUUUAAAUGAGCAGUCAGGGACAUGCUUGUCACUGAAAGCUACAGAACUCUGGCGGUUUGGUUUGAAGUAUCGUUAUUAGAAAAAUUGUGACAUUGAAGUUCAGGAUUUAAUCCUCUUUCCUUGCUUUUUUUGAGAAUAUCAGGUGAUCAUAUUUUGAAUUUCCCUGGAUACACAUUUUCUGUUUACCACCACUCGCAUAAACUCAAGCGUAACUUGCAACACUACAUGACUCAAAUAAAAAUAUAUGCUUUAAACUCUCAAAGCUUAAUUUUUGCAGCUGAAGAAUAGAAGUAGAUUUUUAGUGGUGUAGAUUAGUAUCAUGUACAAAUAAUGGUGGUUACUUAUAUGUUUGCUGCAGUGCAUUUCUUAGACUGGAUGAAGUAUUUACUACUACAAGAGCUUAGUUCAACCCUUUAAACAGGCUGUGCCAUGUAUUCAAUAUUGUGCCAUAAAGUAUUUAGUUGAUUAACACUAUAUUAGUAAUUAGAGAGCGCCAUUUUUCUUUCAGCACCGCUAAGUGAAACACUUUUGCUUCAUAAUAUACAAUUGUGGUUGCUUUGGCCUAAUGUAAGAGUCUUUCUGACUCUUUGACUUCGUACUUAUUUGAGUGUUGAACUUAUUUAUACUUGAGUCUUAUUUUAUUCGCACAUUAAAGUGCUGUAUUAUGAACACAACAUACUGAAAUGAUUUCAAGUUGCCUAUAUUGUUUUUUUUACUAUAGAAACCUGUCUAUUAGUAAGCAAUGACAUUAAAGGAAUAGUCUGAUGCUUUAGAGACUUUGCAAGAAUUUUGAGAAGAAUGCUACUGCUUAAAUUGUUUUAAGAUAAUUUCAUAAAAGUGUUAGCUUACUUUAAGAUAAGCACCAUAAAUGGGGGGAGCAACUAACCUGCCCGGAGGCCGCAACAGACUGAGCUAAGUAACAUGUUAAAUCUAAUUUAGGCUUUUUAAUUAUUUGAAUUGUGAAAAUAUCAUUUAUGGAUUGUUUAUUGUGUUUAUACAAGCCUUUGUUUAUUCCUUCUUCUUCUUCUCUCAACCCAGAGCUAGUUAAUGAAUAAACCGAAGAACAAACUUGCACCUCUAAAUGCACAGACACAAAUCACUUAUGUACCUGCAUGAAAAUAUGGGACAUUUAAUACAUUAUUUAUAGAUUAUUAAAGUCCUAUUAUUUAAUAAAACAAGUUAUUGGGA